Messenger RNA from Physella acuta, 1994 nucleotides. RefSeq names its product WASH complex subunit 1. Gene Ontology annotation, biological process: retrograde transport, endosome to Golgi; endocytic recycling; exocytosis. Gene Ontology annotation, cellular component: recycling endosome; early endosome; WASH complex. The record is from RefSeq and is a predicted model, not a curated record. Gene Ontology annotation, molecular function: alpha-tubulin binding; gamma-tubulin binding. NCBI's taxonomy places the organism in Eukaryota, Metazoa, Mollusca, Gastropoda, Physidae.
UUGACCAGACUUAUCGUGUUUUUAAUAACAGCACAGUAAUAAUAUCGCUCUUCAAGAUUUGUAUUCGGGCUACAGUAUUUAUUUAUGGAUCCAGCCUAGAACUUCAACCUCCUAUUCUCUAGUUUAUUUUUAUAGAAAGAACAGUGAAGAGAAAAAAUAGAUAACUCAUGACUAUAAUGGGGAGCCAGGGCUUUAAUGUCCCAACUAUUCCUCCAGAUUUAAGAAGAGAAGAAACUAUACAUCAGAUAGCAGAUGCUCUAGACUAUUUAGAUAAGGUAGCAAAUGAAGUAUUUGCAAGAAUUGGCAAACGAGUCGUGGAGAACAAAGCUCAUUUACAGAAAAUCAAUGAUCGAGUUAACCUUGCAACAGCACAGGUAGAGAAAUUAAAGGGAAGCAACAAAGCAACUAAAGUUUUUGCUAGUGCAAAGUACCCUGCUGUUGAUAAACUUGAACCAUUUAAUACAUCUUUCUCUGACACUGAUGGCUUACAGGAUAUAAAACAUUCAAAUUUUAAGGUUCAAGAAAAACAUGCCAUUGUGGAUGACAGAAUUUUAAAAGAGAAAUUAAAAUUUUAUAACGUUCAUCUUGGGACGAAAGCUAGGAAAAAUGCAAGCAGUCAGGGAGAGGGUUUGGGAGGUUUACCCAGAAAUACAUCCUCUGUCAGUUCACUGCUUCUAUUUAACACCACGGAAAAUCCAUAUAAGAAGUAUGUCCUGCUUGACCCUCUUGGUGUCGUAACAAAGACACGGUCAGCCAUAGAAGAGGAAGUCAAUGCUAUGGCAGAAGCACCAUCUACUAUUGUACACAAUGAAGAAAUGUUUCGAGCAACUGCUGAGAAUUUUUUAUACAUGCCAAAGUUGGGUACUGUACCAGAGAUUGCUGUCCCGGAACUAUUGCCAAAUCUUCCAGGUGUUGCGGAUGAUUUAGCAUUUAGUGGAGACCAAGGCACUUCAAUUGCACCUUCAGUGAUGGGAUCUAAUGUGCCAGAUUUACCUUCAUUUUUACCUGAGCAAGAAAUUACACCUGGUCCAGCACCAGGUGGACCACCCCCACCCCCACCACCUUCUGGUCCUCCCCCACCAGAACCACCUCCACCACCCCCACCACCAUCUGGUCCACCCCCACCACCCCCUCCACCUCCACCCAGUGCACCACCACCACCCCCUCCACCAGGCCCACCGCCACCUGCUCCAGAAUCCGUUCCCAAAGAUGUCGCUGCACCCUCUACAGGACGUCAAAGUCUUCUAGACUCAAUUGUCAAAGCUGGAGGUGCAGCAGGAGCAGGCCUCAAAUCCGCCAAAGAGAGAAAAGUUAAUAAUAAAAAGAAAAAACAAGAAGAGAAAGCCCCACCUAAAGGGGGUGGAGAUCUUAUGGGUGAUCUCCAUUCUAAACUAUCCAUGAGAAGAAAAGGUAUAUCGGGUAAUGUUAAAGUGGGCGAGAAGUCUGAGUUACCUGCGGGCAAUAGUGGAGGUGCAUCGUCAGCUUUAGAAAAGAUUUCUUCAAUGAUACCAGCACCACCUAAAAAUUCAUCAUCAGCUGUUGCAGCAGGAAGUGAUGAUGACUGGGAAGAUUAGACUCAUAUUUUAUACAAAAGGAAGCGCUACACAAUUGUUACAAAGUUUUAACAUUAAUUUGACUUAAAUGAAUGACUUGCAUAAUGUUUUAUAAAAUGUUUUCAAAUGUAUUUUUAAUAGACUUGAAAAAUGAUUAUGUAAGAAGACUUAAUGUCAUGACUAUCAAUAAUAAGUGAUGUUUUUACCGUAGCUGUAAUGCCAAAACAAUUGUGUGUAUUGGGUAAAACUGUUUUGUGUGUAUUUAACUGCUUUGUCUUUGAAUGAACAUUCCAUAUGUUAUGGGUAGUAAAUUAGCUACAAAAAAAAGCAAAACUUAUAAAUUAGUUUUCCUUCAUAAUGUAUAUAGUAUAUGACAAAAUUUAUGUUAAAUUAGCCUAUAGUGCUGUGAUACUCUAAAUAAUAAUAAAAUGUUAAGUUUUC